GAAAUGAGUCAUACGCUAAAUAUAAAAAGGAGAACGUUGUUCUCUUUCUCACCUAACACAUAUGGUAUAAAAUACAGUUAAGUUGCUUAAAAAAAAUGCCACACACUAUUCGGUGUUUCAGUAUUAAAAUGCGGUGUUGUUAAUUAAUUGAAAUGGCAACUAUUGGAGACUCUGUUUCAGCUGGUGAAGUGAGGGAAGAUAUACCUUUAAAACAAGGUUCAAAAUCAAGCGGAUGGUGUUCAUGCGAUGAAGAGACCUUUGGGGGAUCUCGAUUUAUAAACAUCUCCUUUGCAGUUCUUAGUGUUGUAAUUACAGUGGCUCUAUUGGUGCAAAUAUAUUAUGGUGAUUACCAGGUAGCACCACAUGGUAGUGUCGCGACAGACAGUAGGGAAUGUUCAUCUAUUGGCACUUCAGCACUGAAAAGUGGUGGGAACGCUAUCGAUGCAGUAAUUGCAAGCACUCUCUGUUUGGCAGUUGUCAACCCUCACGUUACUGGUUUGGAUGCAAGUGGACAGAUGAUACUUUACAACCACAGAACAAGGGAACCCCCAAUUAGUAUCGAUUUUAGUACUUUAAAUCACGAAAUCACAUUGUUUCCUCGUUUAUUAAUUGGGCUGGCUUAUAUACACAAAAAAUAUAGUAAAUUACCAUGGAAGAAACUUGUACAACCAUCUGCUGAUCUUGCUAAGACUGGUUUUUUGGUAUCGCGCACACUAACUUCAUCGUUUCUGAACUAUCAAGGACCAAAAGAUUGGUUCAGUGGCUCACUUGAAGCCGGAAAUAAAUUAAUUUUGAAUUCAUUGGGAGAUUACUUGACUACGAUUGGAAGUAUUGAGGAAAAAGAUUUGUAUAAAUACGUUUCUAAUAUAAAUGAACCACUACAAUCAUCUGCAGUCAUCUCAAAGUUUAAGAAUUACAACAUUAUUAUGCCCGGUUCCUCCGUUAUUGGCACAACACUACUCUUAAACUUGCAACAAAUCGAUCAUUUAAAUUUUACAACUGGUGAUGUCGCUAAACCCAUCUAUGUUUCUACAAUGGCACAGAUAACAAAAAUGGCUUACGCUAAAUUAAAUGCUAUGGAGAAGUAUUAUGAAGGAACAUCAUCCAAUGUUGCCGUUAUGGAUCUUGAUGACUUCUAUGUAUCAGUAGUUACAGGAAUGUCGAGACCUUUUGGUAGUGGGAACUUAACACCUGGUGGAUACUUUACAGAUGCAAAUUAUUCAGAAAAAUUGAGUCAGAUACCCCUCAUCAUCACAGACAGCAAUUUUAUAUGUGGGCGACGAAUUGUGUUGGGAGUUAGUGAUAUUGUUGUAGGCUCACAAGUUAUUACUGCACUGUUGCUAAAUGCUGAAAACGCAACUAUUAGUGUGGAGGCUCCUAGGUUUCAUAUUUUGCAAAAUGGAGCUAUAGGUGUUGAAGAUGGACAUACUCCCUCAUAUUCAGUGGAUGUGGUAAAUAAAUUAAAUUUGACAAAUGGUGGAGUAGAACAUAUAAAAGAACCGUAUGAUAGUUGUAAUAUAGUUGAAAAAUUUGGGGAUGUUCUAAAUUCCCAUUCAGACAGUAGAGGUGGUGGAAUUGCAAGUCGUUUUUAAAUUAUUGAUUGAUUGUGUACCAAUAAAAUAUUCAACUGUGAUAUUUGUAUUAGCUCUUUUGUCUUAAAAUACAUGCAUAAAAAUCUU
Messenger RNA from Photinus pyralis (common eastern firefly), 1679 nucleotides. RefSeq names its product glutathione hydrolase 7-like. Bases 153 to 1592 code for a protein of 479 amino acids. Gene Ontology annotation, cellular component: plasma membrane. Gene Ontology annotation, molecular function: glutathione gamma-glutamate hydrolase. Lineage: Eukaryota; Metazoa; Arthropoda; Insecta; Coleoptera; Lampyridae. The transcript is spliced from 8 exons. Gene Ontology annotation, biological process: glutathione catabolic process. The record is from RefSeq and is a predicted model, not a curated record.